GGUAAGAAUAUGCACUUAAUUACACAGUUAAUUAUGAUUGUUCUUAAGUUUUCAGUUUAUUUUUCUUUAUUGUUAUCGGUACAAUGUGAACACCGCACAUAUUUACUAUUAAUAGUAUUGUUACGCAAACUUGACGUGAUAAGGCAUGAUUUCGUUAUUUUGCACACUUUUUUUCAUGUCAAACAUCAGUUCAAAAUUCCGAAAACAUGAAAGUAAAUCCUCAUGUGCCAUAUUUGGCUGCUGUUUCAGGUGCAAUUUUAUUCUUUGUUACAUUCCAUAUUAGUUGGUUUGCCAUACCGGAAUAUGUACACCGUUUAAUUGCACAGGAGGCAUUCAUUACAAAAGGGUCUCAUUCCUUUAACAUGUGGAGUACAAAGUCUCACAAUUUUAAAUUUAAAAUUUACGUGUUCAAUAUAACCAAUCCCAGUGAAGUGAAGGAUGGUAGAAAGCCAGUUCUUAAAGAAAUUGGUCCUUACGUAUACGAUCUCGUCAGAGAUCAUAUCAAAGUCGAAGAAAAACCGUUGACAGACAGUGUUAUUUAUUACGAAAGGAAAACUUAUUACUUUAACAAAACUGAAUCAGGAAACUUGGAAGAAGCAGACAUCUUUACUAUUUUCAAUACGGAACUUCUGUCAUCAGCUAUGGAAUUGUAUCUAAUUUUUCCCGAUUUAUUGUCUAUACUGACGCAAGUUUUUCCUUAUCUUUUUCCUGGCAUGAAGGAUGCAUUUUUACAAAAAUCUGUCAGAGAAGUCUUUUUUGAUGGCAUUGUAAUUAAUUGUGAAAGCGAAGUAGCUGAUUCUGUUUGUCGCCAUAUUGAGCCCGAUUCGUUAGGAAAUUUAAGACACGCUCCUAAUAAUAGUAAAAACUUUGUAGUUUCAUUGUUUGUAAACGAAAGUGAAGCGGGCCCCUUCGAAAUGUAUCGUGGAGUAAAUAAUUUACUGAAUAGGGGCCAGUUGAAGACAAUAAACCACAAAAAUACCCUUGACAUAUGGAAGGGCGAAUGUGAUGUAGUAAAGGGUUCUGAUGGUUUCUUUUUUUCACCCUUAACUAACAUACAAGACCAUGUUGAUAUUUAUAUACCAGAAAUUUGCAGACCACUACAUUUUGUUCAAGAAAACAAAAUUUCCGAUACGAUUCAGCAGUUUUUGUUGAACAACAAAAGUUUUUCAUUUGAUAACACCGACUGUUAUUGCGCCGAUGAAAGUGUAAAUAAUAAUUCACUAAAAGCUGCAUGUCCCCCCUAUGGAAUCAUGGAAAUUAGACAAUGUAUUAGAACGUCUAUGUGGCUGUCGCUACCACAUUUCUACCUCGCCGAUAAAAAUCUUUUAAAUCCAGUCGAAGGUUUAAAACCUGAAUCUAAUUUACAUUCUUCUUUUAUUAAUAUUGAAACGGUGUCUGGGGUAACUAUGAAUGCAACUGUUAGAAUACAGUUUAAUCAAAGAGUGAAGCAAAUAAAGGAUUUUUUCUAUUUAGAGAACGUUUCCGAUUGUGUGAUUCCUUUAGGAUGGAUAGAAACGUCGUACCAUCUACUCGAUGAUUUUAAGGAUUCGAUAGAUAAGCAUGUGCACCGUUUGAAUUUAAUAACAAUAGCCAAAUGGUCUUUGCUAAUUGUGGGAUCGGUACUGACAAGUGCUGCCAUAGUAUUCUGCAUCUAUUUCGAAUUGUGCUCCGAGAAUGUGAAAAAUAAAUUUCCUCUAUGCGCUAAGUUUAAAUCACGCAAAGCCGAUCAGCAGUUAGAGUUAUACAACACAGUAUUAUAAAAUCUUAAGAUAAGUUGUCGCAAAAAACAUAAACAUAAAUAGUUGUUAAAUUUUGGGAUUAUAAUAAUAAUUAA
Messenger RNA from Agrilus planipennis (emerald ash borer), 1834 nucleotides. Its product is annotated as sensory neuron membrane protein 1-like. Gene Ontology annotation, molecular function: scavenger receptor activity. The record is from RefSeq and is a predicted model, not a curated record. Gene Ontology annotation, cellular component: membrane; cytoplasm. NCBI's taxonomy places the organism in Eukaryota, Metazoa, Arthropoda, Insecta, Coleoptera, Buprestidae. The transcript has 9 exons. Bases 207 to 1760 code for a protein of 517 amino acids.